This is a messenger RNA of Prunus armeniaca (apricot), 1263 nucleotides long. Lineage: Eukaryota; Viridiplantae; Streptophyta; Magnoliopsida; Rosales; Rosaceae. The record is from the annotation of a GenBank genome assembly.
AUGAAAUCUGAGCUGGAAAUGAUUGAGAAAAACAACACAUGGGAGCUAGUUGACAGACCAUUUAACAAGCCAAUCAUUGUAGCAAGGUUGGACACUAUUAGGACCUUGAUAGCACUUGCUGCACAGAAGGAAUGGAACUUAUAUCAAUUGGAUGUAAAGUCUACUUUUCUGAAUGGAGUUUUAAAGGAAGAAGUUUAUGUUGAGCAGCCACAAGGAUUUGUGAAGAAAAACGAAGAAACCAAGGUGUAUAAGUUGAACAAGGCUUUGUAUGGCUUGAAGCAAGCUCCAAGAGCCUGGUAUGAUGAGAUAGAUUCCUAUUUCAGCAAGGCAGGUUUCAAGAAGAGCUCUAGUGAAGCAACACUUUAUGUCAAACCUAGUGAAGCUUCAGACAAAUUGGGAUAUAUUAAUGGUGAUCUUCCACAACCUCCUUCGAUCACUCCAACAUUUCCUUGUUGGCGCACUGAGAACUCUAUUGUGAAUGGAUUGCUCAUCAAUUCUCUGGAGCAGAGCUUUAUUGGCAAUUUCAUUUCUUUUCCGACGGCAAAAGCAGUGUGGGAUGCAAUUGCCACAACUUACUAUGAUGGCACUGGCACCUCUCAGUCAUAUGCUACUACUGCUGGUGCGCCACCUCCUAAAACCAUCCCACAUUCCCAUCCCAAGGCUCCGACUGAUGGAAGUGGUUGCACGCACUGUGGCAACCCCAAACAUACCCGCAACACCUGUUUUAAGUUGAAUGGCUAUCCAGAUUGGUGGGAGGACCUUUGCACUCGCAAGCUCAAAGAAACUAUUAGUAAUUCUGGCUGUGUUGCUCUUGUCUCUACCGAACCCCAAAUAGCCUUCUUCUCGCAGGUAGACCCUACGGAUAGUCCCUUGCUUCUAGAUGUCUCAGGUAAAUGCAGUUAUGCAUUUCAUACUUCUGAUCUACGAGAUACUACUGGUUGGAUAAUUGAUUCUAGCGCCACUAAUCAUAUGACCUUUGAUCCAAAUGAUUUUUUGCACACCAUUACACCCCGCCGCACAAGUAUUGCCAAUGCAAAUAGAGUUACAUAUCCUGUGACAGAGGCCGGCACUGUCGCCCUUUCACCUUAUCUGUCCCUUUCUAAUACUCUACUCGUUCCAUCUUUGUCCAAUAAAUUAAUGUUUGAUAUUCUCACAAAAGAUAUCAUUGGGCGUGGUACUAAAAGAGGGGGGCUGUACUAUGUGGAUGACUUCAGUAUGAGACGUGCCAACAGUGUGAAGCAUCCGUCUGAUGACAAGCACUGA